CCCCUCGGCCGCGCUUCCCCUUCCGCCGCGGGGCCGGCCUUGCGCGCGCUGUCUGCUGCUACCGGCCGUUAACCGUCCUUAACGGUGCCUGCGGCGCGCGCGGCUCCUGCCCUUUUGCUGGGGCCCGAGGGARCUGCUCCCUCUCGGCACCGGCUCGGCCGCCUGCGCCUUCGCCGCUCUGUAAAACGCAGUUUAUUCAUGUGAGAACAGAGUCCUUGGGGUUAAGGAGCUUUCCAGAAGCUUAUUUUAUCUAUGYGAGUCUUUCCAAUGACUAUGGACGUUCAAGGGUUUUGCUGCAGGAUGUAGGAAUGAAGGAUGCCUUUAGCAGCAACCAGAUUGUCUUUCCAGUAUCUUCAGAACUAAUCAAGAAAUUUUUGAUGAUUUCAUAACUCUGGAUACUGACACUGAACCUCCGUUUUUCUACAAGAAAGCUUAGAAAGGGCUCUAUUUUUAAUAAGCUUCCUUUGAGGGCACAGAAAGCAGCUGGAUUAGCUUUUGGAUUCUUUCUGGUGUUCUGCAUGUACUACUGCUACAGAAUUCCUAUUACAGCACAUUUUCUUAUCACCGCUCCCAAAACACAGAUGUUAUAAUUAGGUGCCUGCAUUUUAAUGAGCACUGGUAGCUGUCUGUAAAUGCUUUAAAAUCACAGUAUAGUAGAAUUAUGAAAGUAGUGAGGGUUUUUUUUGUGACUUGUAAGGCAGGUACAUUUUUAAUGAGAGAAAAGCUAGUCCUUUCCUGAGCAGUAUGACAUUAUUCUAUAAUAAAGUUACUUCUGAAUCAACUGCUUAGGUUCCACAGUGACUGCACAUUGCUUAUUAAAUAAUUAUAAAUGUAUCGAUAGCUUCUUGAAACCUAUCUUUGAUAAAAUAAGUAUGUACCUAAUACAGUAUUUUUGUGCUUAAACAGCAGUGAUGGCUGGCUAUCAAAUAGUGUUUUAAGCUAACCUUUUUAAUUCAAAAUAAGUCCAUUUCUAGUUACCUAGUAAUUAAUUAAAUUUUUAACUUUCCAGGGGAUUAACUUGUCAUAGCYGUUCUGUAAGAAUUGGUUUUUAUAGGCAUUUACUUUGUAAGAUUUAAAUUGAAGUYCUAGAUAAUGAUUUUGCAUUUGAGUGUUUAAUUACUAAUGUCGAUAAAUAAACAUCAGAACUCUAUUUAGAUAAUUAAAUUGUUAAUAAAGGAAGUUUAGCUUUCUAGAAAUUGUUUGAAACUUCUCAAAACUAAGUGAACAUGCUGUGUCUGAUACAUGUUUGGGAUCAGUAUCCAACAGUUUUAUGUAAGAAAAUUGUACAGUAAGUAAUUUCUAUUUUUAUAUUGCAUGCAUUUUUAUGUUUUUUGAAGAAUAAAGUGGUAUUAAUUCUUUUAGCUAUUAGAAAAACUACUUUGAUCUGUAGAUAUUUUUGAAUUCAUAGAAAGACUCUAAACACUGUUUGACAUUUGCUAAUAUUGAGCAUUACAUUUAUUGCACAACCCUUAUCAAUGUAAAUAGCAGUCCAAAAUGUCUACAAGACCUCAAAUCCAUGUUUUUGUUGGAGCACCCAGAAUUCCAAGCCAGUUAGAGGUGUCAGAAUUUAGUACUUCAGUGCUUGCUGGUGAAAAAUGGAGGGAACUCCACUUUUUAUGUGAUGAACAUGGUCUUUUUUCUGGUAAAUGCAGAAGCACUGACCACUUAAUGUGUCAGGGCAAAAGCUCUACAAUCUUAGCAGUUCCUCCAAAUGUUUACUGCUCCCAGAAAUGUAAACAGAGAGGCUUAAUGGUAGCAAAAGAGUGUUGCACGUCUCCUGUAACUUYGGCAGAAACUAGUGGUACUGCUGCUAGGAGGACUGGCAGUUUAACGUUUUUGGGUUAUGAGUCAUCUAAAGACAGAAGCACAAUUGCAAAACAGACUGCAGAUCAACACCAUCUUCAAAAGUCUGAAAAGGCAGAUGAAUGGGAUGAAAAGCUAUUAGAUGGCUGUUCUGACCUCACUGAAGGACAUGUCAGUCAUCUAGAAGUUAAGUGCUCUGAAAUUUUGGAUUUGGUUACUUCCACUGCAGAGAUUAGCAUUCAUCUAAGAUCUGUGGGACAAGAUGUUCCAUCAGCUCAUAUAAGUGACUGCCAUGAACCUCUAAGUCAAUAUCUGGAUAUGUGUUUUCCCUCAAAUCAAGACUCAAAACCAAAAGGAGAAAAUGACUGUUCARACAUUGAGGUGUCAACUGAUACUGAAUUUCGUAGUGUAAUGACUUCAAGUCAGAUGGCUGUUCUUGCACAAGGUGACACUAAGAUGCAAAAUGAGAUGCAGAAAAGAACUAUGAAACUGCUGGAGACAGAAACAGAGAAUAAACAUAAAGAAAGGCAAUAUGAACACUUCAGUCUUAAUCCUAAUGUCAGAACCUGUCAUGCUGUGACUGAAAAUGCAUGUGAGCAAGAGUAUACAGGUUCUCUUGAACUUUUUGAUUCUGAGAGUGAUAGCAAAAGCUUCUGUUUUGAGGCUACAAAAAGAGAAGGAAGUGCUCAUGAAAAUACAGAGGCAUCUGAAGAACAACUUAAUGCCCCUGUGGAACAAUUAGUAAAUGAAAUCCAUAUUGAACCUUUCAGCUCAGGAAUACUUUGCUCCCAAGUAAGCAGUUCUUGUAACAGCGUUUUUAAAAGAGCCUAUAAGUCUGAAGAUUCUCUUCAUGUUUCUAAUUCUCCAUUUAAAAGGCAAAUGAAAUCAAAGAGAGUUAAACUGAAUUCUUCUGUAACUGAUCCUGAAAUCACAAUGGAUGAAGAGAGGAUGACAGAAAUCAAAAAAAUUCAAAAACACCUUCUAUCACUACUUAAGAAUUGCUGCUGUAAAAAUCAGAAGUACAAUGUUUUGGUUGCAAUAGUACAUCCCUGUCACAUUAAGGAAAUACAGAUAAAGACAAGACCCAAAUCUUCAUGUAAAGUUCCAGUGGCGACCAUUGUAGUUACUGACCAGUCCAGAAUUGAGAGAAAGGUGGUGCUAUGGCGUGCUGCUGCCUUUUGGUCACUCACCGUGUUUCCUGGGGAUAUUGUGCUACUCACAGAUAUCAUUGUGUAUGAGAAUCUUUGGUUUGGAGAAAUCAUGCUGCAAUCUACAUGUACCAGUCAGUUAUUGAACCUGGGCAACUGCUCAGCUCUCAAUCCAAAACAAUUUCAUCAUAUAGGAGAUGUUGGUGUUCUCCAUGCUUUAUUGGCAUAUGUAUCAUCAGAGUUUUCCCACUUUGGAGACCUUCCAUGUAGACAAGUUCAGAGAUUGGACAACGUUCAGCAUGUUCCACUAGAUCAGCUUCAGUCAAAUACAUUAGUUCACUCGGUCGUAAAAAUUAUCAACAUCACAGUGUUAACAGAAUCUGUGUACAACUACAAAGGGGGAAGCGAAAGAAAAGUUAUUUUAACAGUAGAACAGAAGAGAGAUCAACAUUAUAGGAUGGUCCUGUGGGGAGCAGGGGCAGCUUGGUGCCCUCAACUUCAAAUGAAAAAAGAGCAUGUAUGGGAAUUUAAAUACCUUCUUGUCCGACAUAGUUCUGUCUCAGGUGACUUUGAACUGCACACAACUCCAUGGUCAUCCUGUGAGUGCUUGUUUGAUGAUGACAAAAGGGCAAUUGAAUUUAAAGAAAAGUUUCAGAAAAGUAAAACAUCCCUCCUGAAAAUGACAAAUCUCUCGGCACAUUUGGAAGAAAAAUGCUCAGGAGUGAUUCAACUGAAAGCCCAUAUCUUAGAGCUGAAGUUUACUGUUUCAACGGGCCACUACAGGCAACUCAUCUUCAAUGCUAACACUUCCCUGGAGAGCGUUUUGGCUUCUCUGCCCAUGAUGACCUAUUCGGGUUGUGCUAAGUGUGGUGCAGAGCUAGAGGCAGAUGAGAACAAGAUCUACAAGCAGUGUGUUAGAUGCUUGCCAUACAACAAAGUAAAAACAUUCUACAGGUCUGCUUUGAUGACAAUCGAAGAUGGAGGAUAUGAAAUUUAUGUUCAUGUGGUAUCAGAGUUGAUGGAAAAAAUCUUCCUCAAUAUUCCCGCAGACUGGCUGAACAGAGCAGUAGUGCCCUCCUCAAGUAUGACCUACUGUGUAAUUGUAGCAGAACUGUGUCAUUUGCUGCUGGCAGAUACAGAAGCAUCCUAUGUGUUGGAAAUCAGGAGCCAUUUUGUGCUCGAUGAAAACAGCUAUCCUUUGCAAAAGGAUUUCCAUCUGCUAGAUUUUCAUCCUGAUCUCUGAAGCAUUGACCUCUGCAAUAACUGAUGUUCAGAGACCGUAUGAACAAGCAGUUUGCAAAGAAGAAAAAUGAAUUAGAUUAGGGAAGCAAGUCAAAAUACAAGAAGGGAUGUUGUGUUUAAUUUAUAGUAAAAAAAAAUCACAGAAGUAUUGAUAUGGAGUAUCUGCUAACUGUAUGCACUGUUACUGUCUUGUUUAAUUACUGUAAAGUAUAUUUUUGUAUGUAUGUUUUUAGCAUAAUAAAAAGCUCUUGCUGGUGUCUCASUUUGGCUCUUCUCUCCAGUAGAAGUUCUCUAGUGUUGAAGACUUUGUGAGUCUAAUAGAUUAAAGGAAGAUAGUUACAGUCAUGUGGUGUCAUUUUAGUUCUGAGAUUUUCUUUUGUAUUUAUCCUCUGUCUUCUCUAAUUUGGUUAUUUCUUUGAACUUUUCCACAUGUUAUGGUUGCUUUCCUUAUUGUAGCAGCUGAAUGUUUGCCCUUUUUGUCCAGCAAUUUUGCCGUUGUCUUCUCCAUCUCAUUGAGGCUAAAUUUGAUUAGCUAGAAGUUGUUGCAUCAAUUCA
Messenger RNA from Nothoprocta perdicaria, 4748 nucleotides. It is a transcript of the gene SHLD2, whose product is annotated as shieldin complex subunit 2. Gene Ontology annotation, cellular component: nucleus; site of double-strand break. NCBI's taxonomy places the organism in Eukaryota, Metazoa, Chordata, Aves, Tinamiformes, Tinamidae. The transcript is spliced from 11 exons. Bases 1495 to 4194 code for a protein of 899 amino acids. Gene Ontology annotation, biological process: regulation of double-strand break repair via homologous recombination. The record is from RefSeq and is a predicted model, not a curated record.